Messenger RNA from Coregonus clupeaformis (lake whitefish), 5945 nucleotides. RefSeq names its product membrane-associated guanylate kinase, WW and PDZ domain-containing protein 2. The record is from RefSeq and is a predicted model, not a curated record. Gene Ontology annotation, molecular function: signaling receptor complex adaptor activity; beta-1 adrenergic receptor binding; type II activin receptor binding. Gene Ontology annotation, cellular component: cytoplasm; dendrite. Gene Ontology annotation, biological process: receptor clustering; signal transduction. The transcript has 24 exons. The coding region runs from base 491 to 4624 and encodes 1377 amino acids. NCBI's taxonomy places the organism in Eukaryota, Metazoa, Chordata, Actinopteri, Salmoniformes, Salmonidae.
UGCAAUAGCAUAAUAAUACAUGGAAAAAGCUUGUGGGGGAAUAUUUGAUGCCAUGUAUAAGUGAUGCUUGUUGCUUUAAAUCUGCGUGUGCUCAAUCUCAGCUGGUCUAUGCGGUAUGAGCAAUCUGUUGGUGAAGACUAAAGAACAUUCAUUUGCACAUCUAUUUUUUUUUCCUUUCCAUCCCUCCUCUCCGAACCAGAACCAUUAAUCUCCCCUCCUCCAGACUUCACAUCCGGUUCACCCGCUAGUAGCCUAUCUUCUGUGUCUUGCCUGUGUGUGUUUGUGACGGCCUGAUUCUCCACCGAGCUGUACUGCAGACUCCCUGCCUGGAUACGCUGCGUGCUAGACGGAUACUACGCCUGGCGUGUGUCGGUGAUGGAGCUACAGUCGGCGCUCUGAGCUGGUGGGAGCCGAUCUGCAUGACACAAAGGCCGGGAUGAGACGCUAGGCUAUCGAAUGGGCGCCCCGGCUUGAUGAUACUCGCUCAACGAUGUCCAAGAGCCUGAAGAAGAAAAAUCACUGGACCAACAAAGUCCACGAAGCGGUCGUAACCAGGAGCAUAGAAGGGGAAUUUGGCUUCGAGCUGAAGGGGGGCGCGGAGAUUGGGCAGUUCCCCUACUUCGGGGAGGUGAAACAAGGUAAAGAGACCCUCCAGAGCGGCAAGCUGGCCCAGGAUGAGUUGCUGCUGGAGGUCAACAACACGCCCGUGGCCGGGCUCACCACCCGGGAUGUUCUGGCUGUCAUCAAACACUGCAAAGAUCCGAUCCGCUUGAAGUGUGUCAAACAAGGGGGCGUGGUGGAUAAGGACCUCCGGCACUACCUCAACCUGCGCUUCUCCAAGGGAUCCGUGGACCACGACCACCAGCAGAUCAUCAGAGACAACCUCUACCUCCGCAGCGUGCCCUGUACCACCAGGCUGCCAAAGAAGGGAGAGGUGCCGGAGGUGGACUAUAACUUUGUGAGCGUGGAGCGCUUUAUGGAACUGGAGCAAAGCGGAGCCCUGCUAGAGAGUGGAACCUAUGAAGAGAACUUCUACGGUACUCCCAAGCCCCCAGCUGAGCCCAGUCCGGCGGCCCCUCCCCUGAAUGUGAGUGAGGCGCUGCUGCCCGGAGCCUGGCCCAGCACCCAGGGCAAGAGGAAGAGGAACCAGUCGGUUAGCAACAUGGAGCAGCGAGCCAGCCUUGAGCUGCCUGAGGAGGAGGACUGCAGCCCUCCCGUGGUCAACGGGAAUGGGGUGGCCAUCACGCCAGAGUCAAGCGAGCAUGAGGACAAGAGCACGGAUGUGUCAGAGGAGGUUUCUGCGGUGGAUGUCCCCACCCUGCCCCCUGCCUUCACUGAGCCCCCCACAGAGGGAGAGGAGCCCUCCGAGGGGGAACCACCCAAAUCGCCCCCCAAACUCCCCAAAGGAGAUGAGGAGGAACUGGGACCCCUGCCCGACAACUGGGAGAUGGCCUACACCGAGAAAGGAGAGGUCUACUUCAUAGAUCACAACACCAAAACCACGUCAUGGCUGGAUCCUCGGCUUGCAAAGAAGGCCAAACCACCUGAGGAGUGCAAAGAGGACGAACUGCCGUAUGGCUGGGAGAAGAUCGAUGACCCUGUCUAUGGCAGUUACUACGUAGACCACAUCAACAGAAGGACCCAGUUUGAGAACCCUGUUCUGGAGGCCAAGAGACGAUUGGAGCAGCAGCAGCAGAUGCAGAGCCAGGGACUGUCGGCUCUGCCUUUACCUACUAUAUACAGAGAGAAGCCCCCGUUCACGCGGGACCCCACCCAGCUGAAGGGCUCCUUUCUGUCCACGGCUCUCCAGAAGAGAAACAUGGGCUUUGGCUUCACCAUCAUUGGAGGGGACGAACCGGAUGAGUUCCUGCAGGUCAAGAGUGUCAUACCUGAGGGCCCCGCUGCACAGGACCGGAAGAUGGAAACAGGUGAUGUCAUCGUCUACAUCAAUGACAUAUGCUGCCUGGGCACCACUCACGCCGACGUGGUCAAACUCUUCCAAUCCAUUCCCAUCGGACAAAGCGUCACCCUGGUCCUCUGCCGGGGCUACCCCCUGCCCUUUGACCCCGAGGACCCUAGCGGGGCGUCCGCCGGUGCCUCCCUGACACCCAUGGGCCUGGAACACCAUCCCAUGGUGGUGAACGGGCGUAGCAGCUACGACCCUUACCUGGAGUACCUCUCCCUGAGCUCUCAGCUCCCUCCACAGGCUCUAGCCCAGCCCGGGGCACCCCACCCUGGGGACACCCACCUGGAUGGGUCGUCGUUACCGCCCAUCACCCCCGGGUCUGCACUGGCUGUGACGCCAAGCGACGACAAUGUCUCCAUGGUGCCGUCGGUGGCGACAGGGAUCACCGGGGGCGUGAUCCAGGGGGCGGAGCUGCUGACGGUGACUAUGGUGAAGGGGGCAGAAGGGUUCGGGUUCACCAUCGCCGACAGCUCCACGGGGCAGCGGGUCAAACAGGUGUUGGAGCCGGGUGUGCAGGGCGGAGUGGGUCUGAAUGAAGGAGACCUGAUCCUGGAGGUGAACCAGCAGGGUGUGGCGGGGGCGGGACAUGGCCGUGUGGUGGAGCUGCUCAAAGAGUGUCCUGUCGGAGCAGAGGCCACGCUACUCAUACAGAGAGGAGGAGGGGAAGAUGACCCUAGGAGGAAGACAGAUGAGAACAGUGGAGCACUUAGAACAGCAGCAGCCAGCGGCAAUGGUCACCUCUCUCCAUGGAAGACCUCCAAACAGCUACCAGAGCAGUGGGACCCCCAUGGUAGUCCCCAGACUUGCUUGUCAGCCCCGGUGCUUCCCUCCGGCACACCCAUCUCUACCCUGCCACAGUAUCGCACCUCGGUCCCCGACUCCACGGAGGGCUUCAACCUCAACAAACCCGACCCAUACGACCUCUACGAGAAGUCCAGGGCCAUCUACGAGAGUAGGCGUCCAGAGUACCAGGAGGUGGAAGUUCACCUGUUGAGAGAGAAGACUGGGUUUGGCUUCCGCAUCCUGGGGGGAGACGAGGCCGUGCAGGCUGUGAGUCCGGACGCCCGCGACAAGAUUGUGAUCGGGGCGAUCAUAGAGAAUACUCCUGCGGAACGCGACGGACGUCUUCGGCCCGGGGACGAGCUCAUCUCCGUGGAUAAGAUGGUGGUUGCCGGGAAACCACACAGAUACGUGAUCGACCUGAUGCACGCCGCCGCACGCAAUGGUCAGGUCAGCCUGACGGUCCGGAGGAGAGUCCACUUCCUCAGUGAGGUGUUAGGGAUGAACGGCCGUUGCCCGGGCUAUGUGUCCACGCAGCACAGCUCCCCGCGCAGCGACGCCGCCUCAGCUUCCUGUCCUGUAACCCCCGGCAAUGUCCCGCCACCGUCCACCGCCUCCCCUCCGGAGGGCGCCGUCCCCCUGUGUACCAGUGAUGUCAUCAUCCACCGCAAGGAGAACGAGGGCUUCGGCUUUGUCAUCAUCAGCUCGCUGAACCGACCGGAGAACACAGCUGUCAUCACUGUGCCCCACAAGAUUGGGCGUAUCAUCGAGGGCAGCCCAGCGGACCGCUGCGGCCGCCUGAAGGUGGGCAACCGGAUCCUGGCCGUCAAUGGGCAAUCCAUCAUCAGCAUGCCCCACGCCGACAUCGUCAAGCUCAUCAAAGACGCCGGACUCAUCGUCACCCUGCACAUCAUACCAGAGGAAGAUCACCACUCGAGGCCCAGCUCAGAAAAGCAGAGCCCCAUGACCCAGAAACACAGCCCCCAGGCCCAGCCCAGCCCCGUAGCCAACCAGCCAAGCCAAGGUAUAUCCCAGCUGGGUCAGGCACCGGGCCAGACAACCACCACCCAGGCAGGCCCAGCAACACCACCCGCUCCAGCCCAGCCAGGCCAAGUACCAGCAGCAGCCACACAGCCUACCCCAGGAGCAGGCGCCCAGCCCAGCCCAGCAGGGGCCCAGCCACCCGGCCAUCCUCCCCCGCUCUAUCUCCACGACAGCAGGUCAGAGGUGAAAGCCAGGCAGGAUGUGAAACCGGACAUCCGCCAGCCUCCAUUCACCGACUACCAGCAGCCCCCCAUCGACUACCGGCACCCUCCUGUGGCUGAUUACCGGCAGCCGCCCACUCUGGACUACCUGCACCCUCCUCCCCUCAUCGACUACAGACAACACUCGACAACCCUUGCUGCACAGUUCCCUCUAGCACAGUUUCCCCCAGACUUCAGACCACAGGACUUUGACUACUUCACGGUAGAGCUGGAGAAGAGUGUGAAGGGUUUUGGCUUCAGUCUCCGUGGGGGACGGGAGUACAAGAUGGAUCUGUUUGUUUUGCGGCUCGCUGAGGACGGGCCAGCCAUCCGCAAUGGCAGAAUGAGGGUGGGGGAUCAAAUCAUUGAGAUAAAUGGGGACAGUACUCGGGACAUGACUCACGCCCGGGCCAUCGAGUUGAUCAAGGCGGGGUGCAGGCGGGUGAGACUGUUGCUGAAGAGAGGCACGGGACAGGUGCCUGAGUAUGGAAUGGUACCUUCCAACCUCUCCAUGUGCAUGAAAGGUGACAUGCUAAUCUCCCCCUAUUUCUUCCUAAUGGGCCACUCUAAAGAUACGGCGGUGCCUCCCCCUGGGAUGCCCUUCCUCCAGCCCUCUCUGCCCUGCAGGAAGUGACCCUUGAUCCCCAGCAGCCACCCACCUGAUCUCUCUCAUCCCAUCCAGCCUCCACCCUAGACUCCCUCCACCAGCUCUCUCUAGAGGCCACACCACGUUCGGCAGCCCAGGCUCCAGACCCCAGCUCCACGAGAGGGGCUACAGGUGGCAGGUCCCAAUCCAAGUGCACCGUCCGGGAGAAGGAAACCCCACAGGGGGCCUGGGGAGGUGGAGGGGGGACCCCAAAAGCCCCAGCCUCCGCCACGUCCCCCCAAAGCUCUCAGAGGGAGGUCCGCAGAGAGGAUGGAGAGCAGCAGCACCGGCGCCCCUGGUGGGGAGAGAGUGCACACACACACCCACCCACGCAGGCUCCGAACACUGCCACAUGGCCCUGGGACUCUUCCUACCUGAGUGUGAGUCUGAACGGAGGCAGUGGAGAUCGUGGGGAGGGAUGCGUAAACCUCCAGGAGGGGCCUGAGCUGAGAGGUCUGCAGCCCAGGGACGAGGAAGGGCUCCCUGGCAACGGUGAGCUCUGCUACCCACCUCAGAGCAUGGACGGCCCCCUGCAGGCAGGAGUGCAGUCACCUCCCCAGGGCCCUGGAACCCACCUGGGGCAGACAGGCUGCUUGACACCCUGAGGUCCUGGACCUCCACUGUCAGCACGUAGGACGGAUCUGGAUCAGACUGGUUUUCACUGGAUCAGACAACUUCUGACCAGGUUGGACUGGCUGGCUCUUCAUAGGAUCCCAAAUCCAACCCACCACUCACACCAUCAGAUGCAAGAGUGAUCUCUCUCUCUCUCGCGCUCUCUCUCUCUCUCUCUCUGACAUCUUGUUGUUCCCUCUUUCAAGAUGAUUACAACCCACCACCUUAAAAACUGAAGGAUAUAUUACAGCUGUUGUGUGUGUAAACAUAAAGAGGACUCACUCUACUUAGUGCAUUGGUUUUGAAACCCGAUGAUACAAAUCCCAUGGCUACGAUCCCACUGGGGCUUUUUGGGUCUGGGCCAAGGUGAGCUUUCGACAUGUUCCUAGUUUAACCAUUCAACCAUAUCAGACCAAAAUGGAUGGUCAGUUUCAACAGCAGAUGGGAAAACACUUAUCUAAACAGAGAGCGAAAUAUUAAGGUGGUUUGCCUAUCAUUUAACUUUCUUUGGAAUGGAAAGAAUGAUAAGAAUACAGAACUGAGGGAGACGGAGGGGGGGGGCUUUCAUUUAAAAUCCUCCUGAAACGUGAAAUGGUUUUGGACAUGGCACUAACCAGGGUUGGCUAGGUUACUUUCUAAAUGUACUCCGUUACAGUUACUAGUUACCUGUCCAAUAUUGUAAUCAGUAACGUAACGU